UUCUUUGUUCAUUUCUUUGUUUUUGACUGGAAACAUUGACUGUCUGUAAAAAAAAAAAAAAAAAUAUGGACGGCUGCUUCACAGACACUAAGGAGUUUAAGGACACCUCUGUAACCCUGAGAGUUUAGAGGGAUGUUCAGAAAGAUUAAUAAUGCGUUUCGUCCCAACCAUCAAGGGCCCAAAGGUCGGGGUAAUAAAGGUGGAGGAGGAGGUGGUGACAGGUUUCGGUCGGAGCAGGACUACCACAGCGCCUGCACCGUCCGGCUGGUCCGCAGCACCUCCAUGCUCGUGGUGGGAGAGAGAACCCAGACGGCGGCCGCGGGCUCGACUCUGAAACGGAGCAAAAGCACCGUGAGCAUCGAGUCGACCUUGUACUAUUAUCAGAGGCAGGAGGACCGGAUAUGGCUCUACUCACAGAAUCAGAACUGCCUCGAGUACCUGGAGGCGCUCGUGGCUUUGAGGCGGCAGUACACAAAGAGCGUGAGUGACUUGAAAAGUGGAGACAGCAAGGCCACGGUGUCCUCCAAGAAGAAGCCUGCGCCCCCGCCGCCCAGAAGAGAAGAACAGAUAUCAAGAGUGAAACCUUCGGCACCUCAAGUCCCGGAUGAAGAGGACACCCUGCAGUUCUUCGAUGCGGUCAUAGCCAGCUGUGACAGUGAGACUCUACGGAAGCCGUAUAUGGAUGAUGGGCACGCAGAUGUGGACUUCAUAGUGGCGUCCAGCUCGGCCGAACACGACCUCCACUCGAACUGGGUCCUGCGGGUUCCUCGGGUCGCAGAGGACUCAAAGCAGAACGAGGUUCACGACAGUGCCAAUAAGAAAGCCACAAAGAAGAAAAACCAGAGCGGGUCUACGAGCAGCAGACUGCGGAUGCAGAGGAACCCGAUCCAUCUGCCCAAAGUGGUGGAGAGCGCGUUCCAGACUCUGCGCUUCAAGCCCAAAUUAAAAAAGCAGUGAGGCUUGAUAAGACAUUUGAAACCGGCAGCACGUUGAGCCUAACCUACUUUGUAUG
Labrus mixtus (cuckoo wrasse) is the source of this 1012-nucleotide messenger RNA. RefSeq lists its product as uncharacterized. The coding region runs from base 133 to 957 and encodes 274 amino acids. The record is from RefSeq and is a predicted model, not a curated record. Lineage: Eukaryota; Metazoa; Chordata; Actinopteri; Labriformes; Labridae. The transcript is spliced from 3 exons.